AUGUCUGGAAUCAUUAGUAGUGACGAAGCUGAGCAUCAUCAGGAAAGCAGUAACAACAUGCACAAUAGUAAAUGGGUGAUCGAUGUGAAAGAAAAGCUAGAUAAGUCGAAUGAGGUGGAUGAAUGGAAGAAGAUAUGCAUUUACGGGAUACCAGUAUGCGUCAAAGAUCUGAACCGGAAGGCUUUCAAGCCGCAAGCAGUGUCUUUCGGUCCCUACCACCAUGGAGAUAGUCACUUGAAACAGAUGGAAGAACACAAGCACAGAUCACUGCUCUAUUUCCUCAAGAGAUCUAACAAACCCAUCCAGUCUUACAUGGACGCCCUCCAUCGAGUUGGUAAGCACCUCGUUGAUUCUUAUGACUGGUUUGAUGAAGCAAGUGAUGACUACCGAGAUCAAUACGGCAACUACACCGACCAAUUCUUGCAGCUCAUGAUGCUGGAUGGUUGCUUCAUGCUUGAAAUUUUACGAACGGCCACGAACACCAGUGAUGAUUAUGUUUCCAAUGACCCAAUCUUCAGUUCCCAUGGUAAACUAAACAUAAUGCCUUACGUAAGGAGGGAUACGCUCAUGCUCCAAAACCAACUCCCAAUGCUCCUUAUGGACACUUUACUUGCUGUUGAAAAUGGCGGCAAGCCAAAGGAGGAGGAGUUCCUAAACAAGAUCAUAGUUAAGUUCUAUACCCAAAAUAUGCUCACCCGUAGCUUGGGCAAAUGUCUACAUGUAGUAGACGUAUACAGGAAGAACCUUCUUCAAGAGCCACGACACAAAGUACUUCAUCAAACACAUAGUCACAGGAAUGAUGAGACCGUUGAAAGUAGUUUUGAUAUCAUCCGUUCAGCAAGGGAGCUUUACGAGACCGGAAUACGUUUCAAGACUAGUAAGACCGCGAAUCUGACGGACAUCUCCUUUCGCGGUGGAGUCCUGCGACUCCCGGAGAUUCUGGUGGAUGACACUACCGAAUCCACUUUUCUAAACCUGAUGGCCUACGAAAGGUUCCAUGUAGGUGAAGGAAGUGAGGCUACUGCUUACAUUUUCUUCAUGGACAGAAUCAUCGAUUCGGCCAAGGACGUUAGUCUCCUCCACUCUAAAGGAAUAAUAAAGAAUGCGCUUGGGAGUGACAAGGAAGUUGCAAAACUUUUCAAUGAGUUGUCCAAGGAUGUGGCGCCAGAUGAUAGUCUAGACCACGUGCACAAGGAGGUGAGUGACUACUGCAAGAUGAAGUGGAACGAAUGGCGUGCUAACCUCGUUCAUACCUACUUUAGAAGCCCGUGUGCCGUUCUUUCCGUUCUCGCAGCUACUUUCCUAAUGGCUCUCACCAUAAUUCAGACAGUAUACGCCAUACAUCCUGCGUCACCUUUGCCUGGUCCUCCUCCAUCUACUUAG
Papaver somniferum (opium poppy) is the source of this 1383-nucleotide messenger RNA. Its product is annotated as UPF0481 protein At3g47200-like. The transcript is spliced from 2 exons. Lineage: Eukaryota; Viridiplantae; Streptophyta; Magnoliopsida; Ranunculales; Papaveraceae. The record is from RefSeq and is a predicted model, not a curated record. The coding region runs from base 1 to 1383 and encodes 460 amino acids.